Molecule: messenger RNA, 1648 nt
Organism: Schistocerca nitens (vagrant locust)
Lineage: Eukaryota; Metazoa; Arthropoda; Insecta; Orthoptera; Acrididae
Product: rabankyrin-5-like
Exons: 7
Coding region: 98-1282 (394 amino acids)
Molecular function (GO): protein binding
Source: RefSeq, a predicted model, not a curated record
UGCCAGGUGUCACUUGUCAUGUGUUGUGUGUAUUUGUUGUGACUCCGUCUCUAAGGAGGCUAUCUUUUUUUUUUUUUUUUUUUUUUGCGAAGGCGCUAUGUCACAACUCACUGAAUUUGAUAAAGGCCGGAUACUUGCUUUGUAUCAAGAUGGCUAUGCGAUCAGGGCCAUUUCCCGUGCCUUAGGAUUCAGCAAAUCUACAGUUCAUCUCUGGGUGAAGAGGAUGGCGAAAGAAGGCCACGUUACUUGUCGGCGUCGCUCUGGACGGCCACGGAUUACCACGGAGGAUCAAGACAAGAGUAUACGCCGUUGCGUCGAUGAAGACCCUUACAGGACAAGAAAAGAAAUUAAGAAAAUGCUUCACCUAAGCGUGAGCAAGGAGACCAUACGCCGUCGGCUCAUCGAGCAAGGAGGGUAUGGGCUGAAAAUCGGCGAAUUUAGCACUCAAAAGAAUGAAACUCCUCUUCAGUUUGCAAACCAGAGUCAACUGACUGAGGCAGUAGAAUCUCUUUGUAGUGUUGACAUGUCUUUGCCAGACACCAGCAGAAACUGUCCAUUUCAGUCACCACCUGCAACUGGACAGGAUGACAUUACUCCUGUUCUUGUUGGAAAUGGAGCAGACACUGAUUCAUUGUCUGAAAGACCAAAAGAUUCCUACCAGACAUUACAUCACAGUUCCAGUGAUGAUAACAAUGAAUCUGUAUCCGAGUUUCUUGUGCAAAGUGGAGGUGAUAGCAAUGCUUCAAGACAACUAGGACCAGGUGGAGGAGGCGGUGAAGGAGCACAAAAUGAGCAGCCCCCUCUGCACACAUGGGGAGUAGAAAAUGUGGUGCAAGCACUGUCUGAGAACGGUGCAGCUAUCAACGCCAAGGACAUCCAGGGCAAAACAGCAUUACAUGUAUCCAUAGAAAGCCAGCUUGAUGGUGUCGUUUCACUGCUGCUUUGUCAUCCUGAACUAGACUUGACUGUAAGGGACAAAGCUGGCCUAACGCCAUUUGCUGCAGCUCUCACAUACCGUAAUUAUGGAAUAGCACAGGCCAUUCUCGAUCGCAUGCCUGCAGCAGCUGAAGAGUAUGAUGAUAAGGGCCAGAACUUUCUGCAUAUUGCUAUCCAAAAGCAAGAUAUGGAGACCAUUCUUUUUCUGCUUUCAAUCCAAGUAGACGUCAACUCAAGAGUGCAAGAUACUAAUCGGAUGCCACCAUUGCAGCUCGCUGCAGCUGCUGGAUCAGAAACGCUUGUCAGGUCCCUGAUGCUUGCUGGAGCAAGGAGGGAGACAGUUUAAGCCUCUUCAGAUGUUGGGAGAGAUGAGGCUGGGAUGAUGCACUUGAUAUCCUUCAAGCUGUGAAAAGUAUUCCAGCCAGUGAUACUGGAGACAAUGAAAUCGAUGUUGCUGAAUACAUAUUGACAGCAUGUUACACUUGAGGUGGCCUCUGCAGUGUGGUAUGCAGGUGACAGUGCCAGCUGUUGAGCCUUUUUAUAUAACUACUCACUUAAUAAAAUGAAAAUAACACCAUUUUAUAUACACGAGCUCAGUCUACUCACAUAAGAGAACUGAACAGGAAAUGCUGGGGAAAGUUACCUUCCCUGGAAGAACGCUAGAACCUGCAGUAGAGGGUGACCAGUAAUAAAUUUUCCCUCUUAUCAGUGU